AUGUCUACCUUGGCUGUCCUUUCUGUAUACUUUGGCACUACAGCAUUAGUUUUGUGGGGAAGUGUGGUAUUUAUAGAUCUUAAGAAGUUUAAGAAAGGUGGCGCUAUUUAUCUGGAGACGACAUAG
Sclerotinia sclerotiorum 1980 UF-70 is the source of this 126-nucleotide messenger RNA. RefSeq lists its product with no specific name. The record is from RefSeq and is a predicted model, not a curated record. The transcript has a single exon. Bases 1 to 126 code for a protein of 41 amino acids. Lineage: Eukaryota; Fungi; Ascomycota; Leotiomycetes; Helotiales; Sclerotiniaceae.